This is a messenger RNA of Capronia coronata CBS 617.96, 2664 nucleotides long. RefSeq lists its product as uncharacterized. The record is from RefSeq and is a predicted model, not a curated record. The coding region runs from base 1 to 2664 and encodes 887 amino acids. The transcript is spliced from 7 exons. NCBI's taxonomy places the organism in Eukaryota, Fungi, Ascomycota, Eurotiomycetes, Chaetothyriales, Herpotrichiellaceae. Gene Ontology annotation, molecular function: Arp2/3 complex binding. Gene Ontology annotation, biological process: endocytosis; actin cortical patch assembly; actin cortical patch localization. Gene Ontology annotation, cellular component: actin cortical patch.
AUGGAUCACGAGGUUACAUAUGACUUCGAGGACGAAGAGCAGUUCUGGAUCGUUCUCGACCAGACCGUCUCUCGACAUUGCGACUCCCACAGCAGUAUCGACGAUACCUUGCGUUCCUACCUGAGUUUGGUGUGUUCUUGUCGGGACCGUUUUCUGCCCACCGACGAGCAUCUUGGCCGUUGCGCAUUUAGGUUACAAGAGUCGACGCUCUUUGAAAUCCAUGCCGACUACAUUCGCCGGCAGUUUGUCCACUGUCUGCUUGAGGAGGAUGAACACGACGUCAUAUUGGCAUCAACGUCCUUCUUGCUCGCCGAUGCGCAAAGCCAUGAGGGCACUUUCGAACUAUUGAAUGACGAAGGAGCAUUCCCGAGAUUGGUGGACCUCAUAUCCAGCCCGAAACAACAUGGAAACGAGGUCCUUCACAGACUCCUCAUGGAGUUGCUCUACGAGAUGGCGCGCAUACAGAAGAUCAGACUCAGUGACCUUGCACAUGUCAGCGAUGACUUUAUCAAGAUGCUGUUCGAGAUUAUAGAACAGGUUUCCGACGAUGUCAACGACCCCUACCAUUACCCGACGAUACGUGUUUUGCUUGUUCUCAAUGAACAAUACAUGGUCGCCGCGCACGAUCCUGCGAACGGUCAGAAUGCCGCGCCACUGACAAAUAGGGUGAUCAAGGUUCUAUCCACCCAUGGCAGUGAGUACAAGACAUUCGGCGAGAACAUCAUACUGCUCUUGAACCGAGAAGACGAAACAUCUUUGCAGCUCCUGACACUAAAGCUGCUCUACCUGCUGUUCACCACCCCGACCACCUACGAAUACUUCUACACAAACGACCUGCACGUCAUGGUAGACAUCCUGCUUCGGAAUCUGCUCGACCUCCCAGAGGAGGCUUCCUCUCUCCGUCAUACCUAUCUCCGCGUGCUCUAUCCCCUUCUUCAACACACACAACUCCAAUAUCCUCCUUAUUACAAAAGGGAAGAGAUCCGCAAAGUAUUGAUGAUCCUGGGUGGCGGUCAUGCCCGAAAUGGAAACGACUCGUCAGACGAGGUACAUCCCUGGACCCAUUUUGACGUGGUGGACGAGACCACGAGUCGCCUGGUCAAGCGAUGCGAGGGUGUGAGCUGGUUGACGGACCCAGAGAUCGACAAUCCAACACCAACCGAAUCGCCUACGGACGAAACCGCGUCGAAUGCUUCUCCCCCAUCGUCGCCAUCCAAAGGCAAACCGCCAGCACUUCCCGCGCCACGCAAACUGAAAAAGCGGACUUCUUCCAAGAGUUCAACACUGGAUAUGGGUCAGUACCUUACGCCUCAGUCGGCAAGCGCUCGCCAGUCAAGCCUCAGUAUGAUAGAGGUGGCCGCACAGAGAGAGAAACCCGGAGUCAUGACGCCUAGCCGGAACCCUAGUCUGAAACAAAACCUUCGCGCCGCAAUAAUGCACAAGAAGGAAAGACCUCCCCCGCCUCCGCAAGCCAGACGUUCUGGCUGGGGCAGGCCGCAUGCGCGAACUUUCCAAACCGACAUGGAAGUUGCCAAAGCAGGUAUCACAGUUGCGAGGCUCGAAGUCGACCCAGAAACCGAGAGGCAGCCCAACGACCACGACAAGCAGUCCAGCCAGCCUCGGACAUCAGUGGCACAAGAAAAGGAGAAGAAGAAGACUCCCUCGUCUCAGGCACCACCCCCCGUGCCCUCUCGUCACAAAGGACAUUUCAAAAAGCCUCCGCCCGCGCCAAAGGCUCGACGGUGGCGCGUCGGUCGUGGGAAACAGGAGGACGGAAACAAUGGUAGCAAUGAACCUCGGCAACCUGGAAAAUUCGGUUCGAAUCUACCUUCGAUUGUCACCACUUCUACCACCGGGAAGAACACCCCGGAGCCGAACCCGUUCUCGCCGCACGAGAAGGAAUCGAGUGAGACGACACGGACCGCAGAUAGUAACAUGAAGAUGGCCGUUAGCCAGGCUCUGGAGAACGCUCAAGCACAGGUUGUAGAGGCCAUCACUGACACUCUGGAACACGUCGAUCUGCAUGCGAGCAAUACGGGCGAUGCGGAAAAGAACAACAACGACAACAACGACGCUGGCUUGAAAGAACCAAGCCAAGAGGCAGACGGUACUCAGACGAUCGAUUCCACCGCCGAAACAAGCGUCAGUAUUGAGCAACUUCGCUCCAGGUCUCAUUCUCGGACGGGGGGAGACGUCGAACCCUCGUAUCAUGACGCCGUGAUGAACCAACCACAACCAGACACCGAACAAUCUUUAGCGUUAUCUCCGUCUCGGACUCCGUCCUCCUCAGAUCCUCCUCCUCCUUCUCAGCAGCUAGCCAAUCCCAACGAAGUCGAGGUCAUGGCAGACCCUGAACCCGAGUCGGGCGUGUGGGUGCCCAUCUCCAACAACCCGCCGCGAAUGGUCCUCACGCCUCCAGCCCAGGAGCCCCUGCGUGGCGUGCCAGGACCGCAAUACGAAUUGGAACGAAGCCCCUUCUUGACGGACGAGGAGGAGGAGGAGGAGGAAGAGGACGAAGAAGAUGACCACGACCACGACCACGACCACGACCUUAAAGGUGCUGUUGGUGUUGGUGCUGGGGUCGGAUUCGAAGUCGAAAUCGUAUCUGAAGGCGAACAAGGCGCAUUCCAUGUCGAUCUUGCUGAAAGAGAAGACGAUGGAUGA